Dovyalis caffra is the source of this 2001-nucleotide messenger RNA. The record is from the annotation of a GenBank genome assembly. Lineage: Eukaryota; Viridiplantae; Streptophyta; Magnoliopsida; Malpighiales; Salicaceae.
AUGUUGGCCGGGUGUUCUAGUUCAACAUUGCUGUCACCAAGGCAUAGAUUGAGGAGUGAAUCACCCGCGCAGUUUCAAGCUUGCCAUUUUCAGUUACCUUCAAUGAACACACAGAGAUUGGACUUGCCAUGUACUUUCUCUCGCAAAGAAUCAUCGCGGUCGCAGCCCAUUAGGCCUGUUGGUGUUGGCCUGUCAGUGGACAAAGCUCUUGAGUCCAAGACCAGCAGUUGCUCCCUGAAGCAGAAUAUCAGGCUCCCACCAUUGGCAACAAGCAAUCAAUCAGUGAAAGAUGAGUUUUGGGAGAAGGGUAAGAGCUUGAAGAGGUUUGCAGAGCAAUCAGUUGACGAGUCUUGCAUUAAUAGAGCUAAGAGAAAAAGGGGUAACAAUGAUCAUGGUAAACCUGAUGAUAUUUGUGAAGGUGGUGAUAGUUUGAGUUUAGGCCAGUUGGGGAGUGGCAAUUUUUGGUUUCAACCAAGUUUGGAGGUGCCUAGAGGCCUGAACCCUCAACAAUUUCCUUUCUCCUUGACUUGUUCAGGAGAUGAGGAGAGGGUUUACUUUGUGCCUAGCGAAGUGAUUUCGCCGCCUUUGCCAUUGUCUAACAAUCCAUGGGUGGACUCUGUUAUAACUGAGAUCACUGACCUAGGUGAAAAAGAUGGAGAGAGUAGCCAAAGGCCAGUAAAAGAAGCCUCGGGUUCAAGUACUUCAUCAGAGAGUCAAAGCUUAGGCCUUAGGCUAAGCGAGAAUGUGGUGGAGCAUGAAGUGGGUAAUGGCUCUAGCAUUCCUCAUCCACAAGAAGGCACUACGGUGGAGGCUGCAGAGGAGGAUCAGAGAGAGUUUCAGGGGUUUGAGCUUGUUAGCUUACUUACAGCUUGUGUUGAAGCAAUUGGGUUGAAGAAUAUAGCGGGGAUCAACCAUUUUAUAGCUAAACUGGGGGAGCUUGCUUCUCCAAAAGGAAUUCCUAUUAGCCGCCUUGCUGCUUAUUAUACCGAGGCCUUGGCUCUUAGAGUUACAAGGCUUUGGCCUCACAUUUUUCAUAUAACUGCUCCUCGGGAACUUGAUCGAGUUGAUGAUGAUUCAGGGACUGCAUUGAGGCUUCUGAAUCAGGUGAGCCCAAUUCCAAAGUUCAUUCACUUCACGUCGAAUGAGAUGUUGUUGAGGGCUUUUGAUGGGAAAGAUAGGGUUCAUAUUAUAGACUUUGACAUUAAGCAAGGGCUUCAAUGGCCUAGCUUUUUCCAGAGUUUGGCCUCCAGGACUAAUCCUCCUAGCCAUGUUAGAAUCACUGGUAUAGGCGAGUCUAAGCAAGAGCUUAAUGAGACAGGAGAUAGGCUUGCUGGAUUUGCUGAAGCAUUGAACCUUCCUUUCGAGUUCCAUCCAGUUGUGGACAGGUUAGAAGACGUGAGGUUGUGGAUGCUUCAUGUGAAGGAGAGGGAGUGCGUGGCUAUUAAUUGUGUUUUCCAGAUGCACAAGACUCUAUAUGAUGGGAGUGGAGGAGCAUUGAGGGAUUUCUUGGGACUUAUCCGAAGCACAAACCCCACAAUAGUCCUUAUGGCAGAGCAAGAAGCUGAACACAAUGCCCCUAAUUUGGAAACAAGAGUUUGCAAUUCGUUGAAGUACUACUCUGCCAUUUUUGACUCGAUUGAUUCUAGCCUUCCAUUUGACAGCCCGGUUAGGAUCAAAAUAGAGGAAAUGUAUUCUCGGGAAAUCAGAAACAUUGUUGCUUGUGAAGGAAGCGAUCGGCAUGAAAGGCAUCAAAGUUUUGACAAGUGGAAGAAGUUGAUGGAACAAGGAGGGCUCCGGUGCGUGGGAAUCAGUGAGAGGGAAAUGCUUCAGAGCCAAAUGCUAUUAAAGAUGUUCUCUUGUGAUAAUUACAAAGUUAAGAAGCAAGGGCACGAGGGAGCGGCGCUCACUCUAAGUUGGUUAGAUCAGCCUCUCUACACAGUCUCAGCGUGGACUCCUUUAGACAUUGCAGGGAGUUCAUCCUCUUUUUCUCAGCCAAGUUGA